Messenger RNA from Sabethes cyaneus, 3473 nucleotides. RefSeq names its product phosphatidylserine synthase (gene l(3)77CDf). The record is from RefSeq and is a predicted model, not a curated record. Gene Ontology annotation, biological process: phosphatidylserine biosynthetic process. Lineage: Eukaryota; Metazoa; Arthropoda; Insecta; Diptera; Culicidae. Gene Ontology annotation, molecular function: L-serine-phosphatidylethanolamine phosphatidyltransferase activity. The transcript is spliced from 7 exons. Bases 226 to 1635 code for a protein of 469 amino acids.
UCGUAGUGCUCUGCGGUUGAAAUUGAAAGAGUUUGUAGUGCUGGUUGUUAUAUACCUCCAUGGUCUGAUAUCUGGUAUAUUUUGACGUGGUCAAAUUGUGUUCUGACAACUGGUCAUGUGCCGGGUGUGUGGAUAAUCUGAAUGAGAACGUAGGUGGCAAAAGCUGGCAUCGUUUCAACUAGGAGUUAAAGAUUUCCCGAUAUCAAAGUAGUUCUGAAUCGAAAAAUGAAGAAACGAACGUCUCCUCCCUUGUCGGAAAAUUCUUUCCAAACCAGCCGGGACACGAUGUCCGACAAUGAGUUCCGGUACAUCAACGAACGACCGGUUGACGAUAUAUCGCUGGACUUUUUCUACAAGCCGCACACGAUCAGCCUGCUAGCCGGAUCAAUUUUCGCUGUGAUGUAUUUUGCAUUUAUUCGUGAUCAAACGGACCUGCAGAAGAACAUUUGGGCCGGAAUGGUUUCCGUGAUAUUCUUCUUUCUAAUUAUCUCGGUACUAGCCUUUCCCAAUGGACCGUUUACGCGCCCUCAUCCGGUUGUCUGGCGUAUGCUGUUCGGUUUAUCAGUGAUGUAUCUAUUAUUUCUACUGUUUCUGAUGUUUCAAGAUUACAAGUCUAUUAUGGGUAUAUUGUACUGGUUUGAUCCCACGCUUCGUGCCUUUCAUAUAGACAUGGAUAAAGAGUAUGGCGCCAACUGUUCAGAUGUUUCCUUCGAACGCGUUUUGUCCCAUCUGGAUGUGUUUGCUUGGGGCCACUUUCUAGGUUGGGCAUUCAAGGCGGUACUCAUUCGGCACAUGGGCAUUUUAUGGGCAAUCUCUGUAAUGUGGGAAAUUACCGAGAUAACUUUCGCUCAUCUUCUUCCGAACUUUGCCGAGUGCUGGUGGGAUGCACUUAUUCUGGAUGUGCUUGUCUGCAACGGACUAGGCAUAUGGUGUGGACUGAAAAUUUGCAAACUACUCGAAAUGAGAGAGUAUAAAUGGGCAAGCAUACGGGAUAUUUCUUCUACAAAAGGUAAACUGAAGAGAGCUGUGCUACAGUUUACACCGGAAAGUUGGGCUCCUGUGCGGUGGCUUGAUCCCAAGUGCACAUAUAUGCGCUUUUUUGCCGUCAGUCAAUUAGUGCUACUGUGGCAGCUGACUGAACUGAAUACCUUCUUCUUGAAACACAUUUUUGAAAUGCCUCCAUCGCAUCCGGUCGUUAUCGGGCGGUUAGUAUUUGUCGGUUUAUUUACAGCGCCUUCUGUCCGCCAGUACUACAUUUACGUGACUGACCCCCGGUGCAAGCGAUUGGGAACGCAAUGUUGGGUCCACAUUGCCAUUUUGGUAUCGGAAGCCAUUUUAUGCAUAAAGAAUGGCACGGAGCUAUUCGAACGCACUCAGGUCAAGAAUAUUGUGUUUUGGCUCUUCAUACAAGCGGGCAUCUCAGUGCUAUUCGUUUACGGCUGCAUGCUCUGGUACAAAUACGUUGGCGAUGAUGAAUCUCAAAACUCCUCACCGAUAAAGCAACGCACUGGCGAGUUCAAAGAUUCAGCAGUCACAUCAGGCGACUCGAAAGGAAAACCAUCAGCAAAAAGUUCACCUAAAUCGACUCCUACCAAAAAUGCUAGAUCUCACCAAAAUAAUAUUAAACAGGAUUAGUUUAUUUUACCGCUUCUAAACCAGAUGGUAGAACAUAAUUGUGAAAUAGUAGUUUAGAUAAGGGCAAUAGGUUGUGAAGGUUGACCCGAGUAAUGUCAGGGAUGGACUACUUCCCAAUUUUUGAUUUUACUCGAUUAGAGUUCAGCUUCUUACAGGUCUAUUUAGACAAUGCUUAGCAGGCAUAGAAAAACGAUACUGGAGUAUGUUCCUUCGUCGAUUUGCCUACUUUUAUUUUUAUAAGGAAACUAAUAUUACGGAAGUCUAAAGAAAAUCAACAUAGGUAUCUUAACUAAAUUUCAGUUAUUCUAGAAUUGGAAAAAAUGCAUGUCACAGUUUUACGCAAAGCAUCGUAAAAUUUCAGUUAGUUACUAUCAGACUACAGACAAACUGGCGUAACACACUGUGUUCCAUGCUUCGCAUGGUGUAACAGUUACUAAUAAUUUGGUUUUAGUGGGAAUAUCUCCGUACUUGCUAUUAUAGUGACGCAAAGGAAAAACUAUUUCCAAAAUGCCUGCUUGUCCGAGGGAUAUUUCCGUUUGCAAGGUAAUAUUUGCAAAUGUCGAUCAUAAAUGGUGCUAGGGUUCACGCAAAAUAUGCGUGACGUUAUCUUCUGUAGGGUCCUCUUUAAGGAGUUAUGUCUGUUUGUCUGUGACUUCUACUUAGUGUAAAAAAAGCUCGCGUUGAAAUUACAAUAAGGGUGUUAUUCGCGUCUUUUUUAUUUGUAAGAACAUUCUAAAAUCACCUCUAUCAUGAAAAGACAGAUCUUGAACAUGUUAAAAAAAACUAAUGAAUGUUUGAAUACAUAAUAAAAUUCGCACGCGAAGACGAAGAAGUUGUAUGCUUAGAUCUAAACAGAGGGUGACAAGCCUGUUAAAUGACAUACCGCUUUGCGAUUUAUGAUGGUACCUUUUGGUACCAUCGAUUGCUAGUUUACCAUACCAGUCACUUCCCUGGAUCAAUUGUACAAAUAAUAGUAUCUGCGCUGUAAAUCGUGCUACCAGUUGCUGCAGUAACUUUCAAUCGUUAAAUAUUCUUCUAUUCGUUUUAGUCGCAAAUAGAAUGAUAACGAUGUUAACUGCAUGCAUGGGUGAAUGGCGACGCAUGUUUGCUCAAAGUUUUAUUUUCAUCACAAAUUUAGUGAUAAGUUACCGAUUUCUCUUUUAUUUAAUUUCACCUUUGAUGAAAGUUUAAAGCUAUACGACUAAUGUUAAAUUAUAAUAUUCCAAUACUCAGUUCACAAUUACGUAACUAAUAAUAAGCAUAAUUCAAUCAUCCAACAAUAUUAUUCAGUCAGUCUACCACUAAACUCACGUUUAGCUCAUGGAUUAUAAACUUAAGCAUGCGUAGAACGAUCACCAGAGAAACAAAAUAUCAAAAAAAAAAAAAAAGGUUUGGGAUAAACGGUUUCGUGUUUCGAAAAACACGCAUUCGAAUAGUCCGCUUCGUGACAUAUCAUCUUGUGUAGUUUGCCUAGUGUAGACAAUAAUGAUUAAUCUAUCAUGUUUUGAUUAGUUCUGUAUAGUUAGGAUGCUGUUGUUAGUUCUAUCGGAGCCAAUUAAAAUAAUUUCUAAAAUUUAAAUUUGAAAACCGUGCUGAUAGACGACCUAGACUUGAUUAACGAGUGCCGCUUGCUGUUAAUAAUUUUGAAUGUAAUUUGGAUGGUUUAGUUUAAAGGUUCGGUUACUGAUAUCGGUGCAACAAAUUCACUCAUGAUAUUAUAGGAUUACAGACACAGCGCUAUCGUUCUUUUAGGACCAGGUACAGUUCGCUUCAAAGGAAGUCUCUAGUCAGUAAGAUUGGAAUAAAAGAAAAAUAAUUUAAAAAGGAUUAAGAAAUAA